Messenger RNA from Sclerotinia sclerotiorum 1980 UF-70, 729 nucleotides. RefSeq lists its product as hypothetical. Bases 1 to 729 code for a protein of 242 amino acids. Lineage: Eukaryota; Fungi; Ascomycota; Leotiomycetes; Helotiales; Sclerotiniaceae. The record is from RefSeq and is a predicted model, not a curated record. Gene Ontology annotation, biological process: protein folding; protein import into mitochondrial matrix. Gene Ontology annotation, cellular component: PAM complex, Tim23 associated import motor. The transcript is spliced from 2 exons. Gene Ontology annotation, molecular function: adenyl-nucleotide exchange factor activity; protein homodimerization activity; protein-folding chaperone binding.
AUGAACUCAAGAAUAUUACUACGUCAAUCAUCUCGAGCUCUAAGCUCUACUAUUCGCAACCCAGCUGCAAGACAGCCAUUGCGGUCGCAAUUCCACAAUAAUACUCCGCUGGCAGCGCAAGUUGUGUCGAGGCAAUUCCAAGGAAGAAGAUUUUAUGCUACAGAGCCAGAGGCCAAGAAAGAUGAGCCCGAAGCAGAGAAGAAGGAAGCAGAGGUAGAGGACCCAACGAAGAAGGCCCUAGAGGCGAAAGAUAAGGAGAUUCUUGAUUUAAAGGACAAGCUCCUUCGCUCAAUCGCUGAUUUCCGCAACCUCCAAGAGCGAACAAAACGAGAUAUGCAAGCUGCUAAGGACUUUGCCAUUCAAAAAUUCGCCAAAGAUCUCGUCGACAGUGUCGAUAACUUAGAUCGAGCCCUUACCACUGUUCCUGCAGAGAAGCUCUCCGUUCCUGCGGAAAAGCGUAAUGAGCAUCAACAAGACUUAAUUACUUUACACGAGGGCUUGAAGAUGACCGAGGAUAUUCUUAUGUCAACAUUGAAGAAGCACGGUUUAGAGAGAUUCGAUCCUUCAGUUGAGAGCGAGAAAUUUAACCCAAAUGAACAUGAGGCUACCUUCAUGACUCCUAUGCCAGGGAAAGAGGACGGAACAGUUUUCCACACCCAACAAAAGGGAUUCAAGCUCAAUGGAAGAAUUUUGAGAGCUGCUAAGGUUGGAGUUGUCAAGAACCCUUGA